UUAUCUUCUUCAGAACUACCCCAACUAUUUACCUUACUUUUCUGAAUCUAAUGUAUGCCGAAAAGAAUAAAGUGUCCCUAUAAAAUAUUAAAGACGAGUCUCUGGAAAGUAAAUCCGGCCAACUAAAGAAAUCACUGCCAAAAUCUCCAACAAUGGCGAACGUGACCGUCCUCUGCUCUCCUAAACCCAUUUUCAAGCAAACUCGUACUAUUGCAACUCUUAGUCACCCCGAAAUUCCUCAGAAAACCAGGCCACAGACUCGAAAGUUGUCAAUUUCGGGCUUAGUUUUGAAUCCGAAACCAACGAUUGGCAUAGUCGGGUCAGCUCUGGCCUUGGCUUUUGCAGGUUCCGCUUCGGCCUACGAGUUGCCGCCGUUGUUGCUUGGCACUUCUUUGCAGCUCAGUGAACCCGCCAAUGCCUUGUCUUUGCCCACUUGGGCCAUACACGUCUCCAGUGUUGUUGAAUGGAUAACAGCAAUGGCUUUGGUGUGGGAAUACGGAGAUAAAUCUGGUUUUGAAUCAUGGAAGGGUCUCUCUUGGGGUAUGGUGAGGUUUUCCUCUUAAUCUUGUAAGUUCUGAUACUUUCUUAGUCUAUCAUUGUCUAGAUAAAGAUAAGUCUUUUAAAUUUUAGUUGAUGCAUGAAUUGUCAUGGAACCAGUUUUCUUUCUUUCUUUUCUUUUGGGUGUCAUCUUGAAGGGAAAAACUCAUUUUUAGACUGGAAUUGAUCACUCAACCUGGAUGUGUAAAGUACCAAGUUCUUGCUGAUAAAAAUCUAUCCCCUGCAUUCAUUAUGUUUCCAUUUUAACUCAAAAGUAAGGAUUUUGCUCGUUUGUGCACUUCUAUCUAUUGGUAGUUAAGUUUGUGCAAUGAUUUUAUUCUAUAGAUUUUU
Molecule: messenger RNA, 888 nt
Organism: Hibiscus syriacus
Lineage: Eukaryota; Viridiplantae; Streptophyta; Magnoliopsida; Malvales; Malvaceae
Exons: 2
Coding region: 153-563 (136 amino acids)
Source: RefSeq, a predicted model, not a curated record